This is a messenger RNA of Stylonychia lemnae, 1038 nucleotides long. The record is from the annotation of a GenBank genome assembly. Lineage: Eukaryota; Ciliophora; Spirotrichea; Sporadotrichida; Oxytrichidae.
AUGUAAACUCAUUCAUAGGAAUGGAUCCUAGACUCAAUCACUGAGUAUCUUAAAUCUCCAGUGUGGAAAAAUCCAAUCCUUGAAUUCAUUGAUGAGUAUUGUAUUGUUUUUGACGAUGAUGAGGAAAAUAAGCUUGAAUAUACAGAUAUACACAAUAAAUUUAAAAAGAUAGUAGAUUAAAAAUUAGAAGCAUUCGUCACUGACUUGGGUAUUCCAGCCGAUGUGUUUGUAAACUCAUGCGAGGUGUCAUCAAAUAAAAUACACAAAUCGAUUAUCAAUUAACUACUAGCAGUUGAAAACUUCCUUUUGUUCAAGAAAAUGAUGAUUGCUAGAAACAAGCAACUUAAUGAAGAAGCAAUCAAAAAUCUCAGACAAGAGGAUGAAGAUGAUGGAGAUGAUGAUUUAGAGGAGUAAGCUGAGAGAGAAAGAGAAGAGGCAGAACUAGCCUAAGCAAUAGCAAUGUCAUAGGCUUUGGAAGAUGCCAGAUUGCAAAAACUGCAUGAAACUCAAAAUCCUUAGGUUAUGGAGCCUUAAAUCCAAAAUUAGUAGCCCGAGGAGGAAAAGAAAUAGUCCACACUGGCAAGCGAGGGCCUUCCAUCAAUUGGAGUAUCAAAGAAAUAAGCAGUCUCCGUAUUUGAUGACAUCAACAUUGAAGAGGACUAAGAAGAUAAAGAGAAGAGAGAAAAGGAUUCUAAGGAGAGACAAGAGAGACUUAAGAUUCAAAGGGAUAAAUUAUUGCAAAAGAAGUAAUAAGAAAGAUAGAGCGAAAUUCAAGAUUAUCACAAAGGAUAGGAGGAUAAAGCUAAAGGGGUGAACUAAGAAGAAGAGGAGAAAAAUCAAAGAAUCAAAAAAGGACUUGCAGCUUUAAGUCUAGAUAAGAAAGUAUCAGAAUAAGAAAUUCAGCAAAAGAGAAAGAAUUUCAUGUCUGAGAUCAGGGAUGCUCUUAUUACAGGAGAUUAGGAAAGCAGUGAAGCAACUAUCAAGAAAGUAAAAAAAGGAAAGAAAACAAGGAAGGGAGAUGAAGACGAUUUCCUAUGA